AUGGCCGAGAUGCCGGCACCAAUCUUCUCGCCUACGGCUGCCACCACCGCUAUAGUGCCACCGCAUCGCGACGACCGACCUCUGAGAAGCUCAUGUGGCCAGUGCAACCAAGCAAAGGUUAAGUGCUCUAAGGAUAGACCGACCUGCCGGCGCUGUGCUACACGGAAUACACCCUGCGUUUACAGCAUCUCGCUGCGCGGAAUCAAAAGGCCACGGCCUCGCCAAGAAGCAGACCAGACCUGCCCACCAAAGGAAAAGAAGAGAGUCCUCUCCAUCCCAUCUCCCGUCUCUUCGGAAACGCUGCCCACCACGACUGUCGAUAUCACAGUGCAACCAGCGUGUCCGCCCAAUUUCGGAAAUAGUGAUAUCUACUCUGAAGGAUUUGUAGAUGAUGAUCUCGCCGGCCUCCUCUCGCUGAACCCCUUCGAUACUCCGCUCUCCGAUCCAACAGCGUUCCCCUUUUCACUGGAUGUUCCAGACUCGCGUCUUGUUCCUUCGACUCAGCCUGCGGUUGCACCACAGAUGGUCCCGCAUUCGAUGACGAUCCCUCUCAGCCCCAUUUCGCCGCCAAGCUCCCGGGACGGCCACAGCCAUUAUGGAGCCACAGGCCCGACGACCACCACGACAUCCGGCCUGAACUCACCAGUCCCAGCCUCAGUCACCUGCUGGUGCCAGCAAAGCAUUAGCUUCAAGUUGACCGAGCUCAGCAUGCCAAAACCACCAUCAAGCACCUUCAUCCUCGACGACUUCCUAACCGAGCACCGCGCCAAUAUGGCCCUCUGCACCAACGUCCUGAACUGCCCAGAUCCCCACCGUACUCACGGCAUGAUUCUUCUUACGCAGAUGAUUGCUCUCCUGCAUCAUAUGACGGCUGCCUUUGACCAGCUUCUUCCGCGAGGCGAUACGAGCGGGCAGCAGCAGCCGCCUCCACCUCCGCCAACCCCAUCAUCGAGAGCGACCUCAACGUCGCCCAUCGACCACCGCAAGGAGCAAAUCAGCAACGCCAACACUCUCCGUGCCGAGCUCGCCAAGCUAGGCGUCCUGAUCCAGGAAUUUGACAGGAGGUACUGCGCGCUAGAUAAUUCCGGGUUUGGAAACGAGACGUUCCUUCUCUCCCCACUGUUUGCAAACCUGCAGUGGAAGACGCAGUGUAACUCGCACCCAGUCCAGCGGUGUCAGACCUGUCAGACUCCCUUCAAGCAAUCAGCCUCGAUACGAUCGUACUCUGUACCGAUCCUUCUUGGUGCUACACCGCACAACGGCCCUCCGUAA
Messenger RNA from Aspergillus nidulans FGSC A4, 1272 nucleotides. RefSeq names its product Zn(II)2Cys6 transcription factor domain-containing protein. Bases 1 to 1272 code for a protein of 423 amino acids. The transcript has 2 exons. The record is from RefSeq and is a predicted model, not a curated record. Gene Ontology annotation, cellular component: nucleus. Gene Ontology annotation, biological process: DNA-templated transcription; regulation of transcription by RNA polymerase II; regulation of DNA-templated transcription. NCBI's taxonomy places the organism in Eukaryota, Fungi, Ascomycota, Eurotiomycetes, Eurotiales, Aspergillaceae. Gene Ontology annotation, molecular function: DNA-binding transcription factor activity, RNA polymerase II-specific; zinc ion binding; DNA binding.